Molecule: messenger RNA, 2811 nt
Organism: Polypterus senegalus (gray bichir)
Lineage: Eukaryota; Metazoa; Chordata; Cladistia; Polypteriformes; Polypteridae
Gene: fam120c
Product: family with sequence similarity 120C
Exons: 10
Coding region: 613-2811 (732 amino acids)
Cellular component (GO): nucleus
Source: RefSeq, a predicted model, not a curated record
CCCACAAUGCUUCUUUCGUACGCGAUUUUGUUGCUGUAUGUUGAGAAUGGGAGUCUAAGGAGAUAUUUCCCGCUCAACAAUAUAUCCUUUAAGUUGCAGACGCAUCAAAUUGUGUCUUUAAAAUAACUAGCAAGCAGGGAAAUUUUCUGGGUUCUUUUUCGGCGUGAAAAACGAGGCCUUUGAGAUAUCUUGGGAGUUGUAGUUCAGUGCUUCCGCUUGUUACAGUCCUCAACUCCGUUAAUUCCUUGCACAGAGGACUCAAACUCCCAGAAUCCUGCGAGCGCACUCUUCCCCCUUCGCCGAGAGACCACAACAUGGCGGACAUUGCAUGAAGAACUUCAACAUGCAUCUCUGAGAGAGGGGCUUGGGAGAGACCAAUUUUACCCCCCUCACAACCGAACAAAUCUAAAGCUGUAUUUUCCAUCCACGUAUUUGGAAUUAUCUCUCCCUAUCCCAGAGUUGACAACAUCGCAACCUUACAGAAAAAAAUAAGUAGGCGGAGGGGGGGCUUAAUCAUUAAGAAUAACACCCCCCGAUCCAUUAAUUACUUUUCCCAGCAGUUCUGAGAAACGCCAAGUUACGCUUCGUUCCUUUCGGGUACGGGAGGCUGCCAUGGGAGUGCAAGGCUUUCAGGAGUACGUGGAAAAACGAUGCCCGGGCGCCGCAGUGCCCGUCGACCUGCUCAAGCUCGCCCGGACAGUGGCCCGUCAGCAGCAGCAGCCACCACCGCCGCCGCACCCGCACCCACCUCCGCUGGCCCCGCCGCCUCCACCACCUGCUAGAGUGCUCAUCGAUGCGGACUCCGGCUUGCAGAGGCUCUAUGGAGGCUACCAAACGGACUGGGCCUGCGGCGGCCAGUGGAAUGCCAUGCUCGGAUAUCUGGCCGCGCUGUCGCAGGCCUGCCUCUAUCAGGGGGGCCUGGAGUUGGUGGUCAUGUUCAACGGGACAUUGGGCAAGGAGCGCUGGCCCGAGUGGGCGCGCCGGGCGCAAGGGGAGCGCCAGACAGCUCAGCUCAUCGUCAACCACAUCGCCAACAAGGGCACCCCGCCACCUCGAGCUUGGUUUUUACCCCCCGCUUGUCUCAGCCACUGCAUCAGGCUGGCGAUGGUUCGAUUUCGAGUGCGGGUUGUACAGAGUUUGGAGGAUCAUCACCAGGAAGUGAUCUCUUUUUACAGGGACUAUGGUUUCCAGGGACUCAUUGCUCAUGAUUCGGAAUAUGCCCUUUGUAAUAUCCCAGCUUACUUCAGUUCACAUGCUCUCAAACUCAGCUGGAAUGGCAAGAACCUAACUACAAACCAGUAUCUCAUGGCAGAGGUGGCCAAGCAAUUGGGACUGAAACCUUCACAAUUUCCUACCUUUGCAGCACUCUUGGGUAAUCACAUCCUUCCAGAUGAAGAUCUGGCAGCAUUUCACUGGAGUCUUCUGGGGCCAGAGCAUCCUCUGGCAUCACUAAAGGUGCGUGCCCAUCAACUUGUUCUGCCCCCUUGUGAGGUGGUCAUUAAAGCUGUCUCAGAGUAUGUGGCUGCCAUUAAGGACCUUAAUAAUUUAGAAGCAAUCGCACGUGAUGUGUUUCGGCAGUCUCAGUCUAGAACUGAAGACAAGGUUGAACGCUUUAAAAAAGCAGUUGAAUAUUUCUCUGCUGCUAGCAAACCAAGACCAUUGGCCAUGGGUCCUUCACCAUUUAUCUUUUCUGGAUUUGGUCCAGGUCAAUUUGGAGGACCAGCACCACCUCAUGGUCACAUUGGAGCAUUGCAACCCGGCAAAUCUUUGUUUGUGGCCCCAAAUAUGUCUGGAAAGAUACCUUAUCAUGGAGGAUCUUUCCUAAGUGGUCCCCAUCCAAACCCAGCUCUGAUGUUCUCGCACCCAUCCUCAGCACCCGGAGGCCAUUUGCCUGUGCAGGAAUGUAAUGAUGGUUUAUCCAAGAUUCCCUUCACAGAGUGGUCUGCUCCUUAUGAUAAUACUGCUGGCCGUAUUUCUGGCUCCACAAUGGCCAACACAUCAUCUGGGAACAUGGGAAACAAGUAUCCUAAUCAUCAUUUAGCCACUAAACCAUCUCCUUCCUCGGGGCCUGCUUCAUCACCAUCAUCGUCUUCAGAUGGAGAAGACCACAAUAGUGCAGGCGUAAACCAUAUCCCAGAUAAAUCACAAUCAAAAGGAGGUUGGGAUGAUUCUGGGAGUGACCGGGGCAAAGUAGGUGGUAGUAGUGAAUGUCAUCAUGGGAAUGGCAGCCCUCAGAUCCCUUCCCUCCUCUCCAUGGCAACCCGCAAUCAUAUGGACAUCACUACGCCUCCACUGCCCGAAGUUGGUGCAGAAGUAUUACGCGUAGCAGAGCAUCGACACAGGAGGGGGCUUAUGUAUCCCUACAUUUACCAUGUUCUUACAAAGGGGGAAAUUAAGAUUGCAGUGUGCAUAGAAGAUGAGUGCAAUCCUGAUCUUCCACCUGCUGCUGCACUGUUUCGAUCAGCACGUCAAUAUGUGUAUGGUGUUCUCUUCAGUUUGGCAGAGACCCAGAGAAGAAUGGAGAGAUUGUCUCUACGAAAGAGGGUUCCACUUGAUGUUCCUCCUGUAUUCAUCAAAGAAUGGUCUGCCAGCAAGGCAAAAUCUCCACUGACACCUGAGCUGGUUCCUGCAUUGACAUUCAGGGAGUGGACCUGCCCGAAUCUUAAGAAACUUUGGUUGGGCCGUGCUGUUGAAGACAAGAACCGCCGUAUGAGAGCUUUUCUGGCCUGCCUCAAAUCUGACACACCAGGAAUGCUUAACCCCAGCAAUGUGCCAACACACUUACUUUUGAUGUGCUGUGUAUUGAGGUAA